AUGUCAGCGCCAGUGUCCCUACUGGGCUGGUACGAUCUGGACCAGGAGCUGAUCCUGGUGCUGGAGAGACCAGUUCCCGCCUUGGACCUGCUGAAAUAUGUCAAGGACAACGGGGGCUCCCUACAGGAGGAGGAGGCCAAGAUCAUACUGAAGCAGCUCUUCGAUGCAGCACAUGAACUUUAGCAUCAGCGCAUCUUCCACCGGGACAUCAAGGUGGCAGAUAUCCUCAUCGAGACCGGCUCAAAUGUCCCACGCGUACGAAUAAUCGACUUUGGCCUGAGCUGCUUUUUCAAAGACAAGUCCACCUAUCGCGUCUUCUACGGUACCUCUUCCCACUGCCCUCCAGAGUGGCACAGCAGCAGUACCUACACGGCUGGUCCCACCGCGGUGUGGCAGAUGGGCGUGGUCCUGUUUGAGACACUCCACAGGAACACAAAGUUUGAGAUGAAGAAGUUCCUGAUAAAUGAGCUGAGGAUCAGCGAGGAGCACUGCCAGGAUUUCUUGAGGGCACGUUUGUCCAAAGACCCCAACCAGCAUCCGACCCUGGAGGAGCUCAAAUGUCACUCAUGGCUGAGAUAAACCCACACACACACACAUCAUAUCCUAACACCAGUCAAUGAAUCCAUCCAAUGCCAUAUAUCAGGGUUGUAAACUGGUCACAUUUCCGUGAAAAUUGCUGUUCUGGAUCCAAAAUAGGACAUAUGUGAGAUAUGUCUUUAUUUACUCCAGAAAGUGGCGUCCCUCGCUGUCAACUUCACGCCUCCUUGCUGUGGCCGUGUCUGCCGCCUCACAGGAAAUGUCUGUUUAGAAACCGUUCGUUUGCUUUGGUUUUCCAUCUGUUCAUGAAAACACAUUAGCUCCAUCUUUGUAGUUCCUGCUUGGUGCAAGUCUACAAACUGUGUGAUAGUUCUGCCAUCGUGAAGCUGGACAGGAAAAAAUGCAAAGUGAUUUUGCUUGAUUAACCAGUCGUGUGAGGCGGACUUCGGUUCAUGGGACACGUGUGGCCCAUGAACCAAUGUUCACGUUUGGACAUGCCUGCUCUAGCGUGUGCAGAUAGUUUAAAAAAAAUCUCUUCCUGGUGGGGCAGCUUUGUCACCUUUUACACUCCUGAUGAGACUAAAUGACACACAACCACUAACACCGUUCUGUCUCACAGGAAGGAGGAUUUGCUGCUUGACGUAAUCA
Epinephelus fuscoguttatus (brown-marbled grouper) is the source of this 1185-nucleotide messenger RNA. Its product is annotated as serine/threonine-protein kinase pim-1-like. Gene Ontology annotation, cellular component: cytoplasm. Lineage: Eukaryota; Metazoa; Chordata; Actinopteri; Perciformes; Serranidae. The transcript has 4 exons. Gene Ontology annotation, molecular function: protein serine/threonine kinase activity; ATP binding. Gene Ontology annotation, biological process: negative regulation of apoptotic process; regulation of mitotic cell cycle; protein autophosphorylation. The record is from RefSeq and is a predicted model, not a curated record.